Spea bombifrons (plains spadefoot toad) is the source of this 477-nucleotide messenger RNA. It is a transcript of the gene CNEP1R1, whose product is annotated as CTD nuclear envelope phosphatase 1 regulatory subunit 1. Lineage: Eukaryota; Metazoa; Chordata; Amphibia; Anura; Pelobatidae. The transcript has 6 exons. Gene Ontology annotation, cellular component: Nem1-Spo7 phosphatase complex; cytoplasm. Bases 67 to 444 code for a protein of 125 amino acids. The record is from RefSeq and is a predicted model, not a curated record.
GGAAGUAGCUGUUCGGUGACAGGAAGUGUACUGUGGUGCAGCAGGAGGAUAGUAUAGUUUGCAGGAAUGAAUUCCUUGGAGCAGGCAGAAGACCUGAAAGCUUUUGAGAGAAGACUGACUGAAUAUGUUUCAUGUUUGCAGCCGGCGACCGGGCGUUGGAGAAUGAUUCUCAUAGUAGUGUCUGUGUGCACAGCCACCGGAGCCUGGAACUGGCUGAUAGACCCAGAGACCCAAAAGGUGUCGUUCUUCACAUCUCUCUGGAAUCAUCCUUUCUUCACAAUUAGCUGCAUCACUUUGAUAGCCUUGUUCUUUGCUGGUAUACACAAAAGAGUGGUGGCUCCUUCAAUAAUAGCAGCACGAUGUCGAACAGUGUUAGCGGAAUACAACAUGUCCUGCGACGACACGGGGAAAUUAAUCUUGAAACCGAGACCUCACGUCCAGUGACACUUUGUUUUAUGUUAUUGCAAAAAGCAAGAA